AUGGAUGCCUUCGAGGACUGUCCCUGUGCACUGAACCCGAAGUGCGCGCCCAGCCCCCCGGACGGCGCAGACGCCCAUACAAUCAAGGUAUGGGGGCCACCUGGCCCCGCCAAUCCCGGUGAUUGCGCGCGUUCGGGAUCCUCUUCACCUCGGGCGAGCUCACUUGCCAAUCAGUUCUCGCACCGCAAAGAAAGCAAUCUUUCCAGAUCAUCUCAGGCUAUUUGCGCCGACCUCCAGGUGUGGAACAUUUCCCCACAGCGCAGGUCAGGGACAGGCCACGCCGGCGGCGACCCGGGGACCGGAGCGGGCGGCGGGCGGCGGUGGGGCCGGCGGCCGGCUGCCUCCGCCCGGGGGAGCGAGGCGGCCCCGCGGCGCGCGCCCAAGGGUCCGGAGCAGUCCCCGCCGGUGGGUCAGGCCCGGGACGCCGCGGGCCAGAGGUCGUCGCCGCGGAGCCCCGAGCAGGCCAAGGAGAGGCCGCGCUUCCAGUUCUUAGAGCAGAAGUAUGGUUAUUAUCACUGCAAGGAGUGCAACAUCCGAUGGGAAAGUGCCUACGUGUGGUGUGUGCAGGGCACCAACAAGGUUUACUUCAAGCAGUUUUGCAGAACUUGUCAGAAGUCGUAUAACCCUUACCGAGUGGAGGAUAUCACGUGUCAAAGCUGUAAACAGACUAGAUGCUCCUGCCCUGUAAAACUUCGCCACGUUGACCCCAAAAGGCCCCACCGUCAGGAUUUGUGUGGGAGAUGCAAGGGGAAACGCCUAUCCUGUGACAGCACUUUCAGCUUCAAAUACAUCAUUUAAAUGAAUGUAAACAGAUGGUCCAGCUUGAACGUGAGCUAGUGAAGCAGACCAGUUAGCUUUCUUCCAUGCCCCUUCUU
Suricata suricatta (meerkat) is the source of this 875-nucleotide messenger RNA. It is a transcript of the gene ZAR1, whose product is annotated as zygote arrest 1. Gene Ontology annotation, biological process: translation. Gene Ontology annotation, molecular function: mRNA base-pairing post-transcriptional repressor activity. The coding region runs from base 1 to 798 and encodes 265 amino acids. Lineage: Eukaryota; Metazoa; Chordata; Mammalia; Carnivora; Herpestidae. The record is from RefSeq and is a predicted model, not a curated record. The transcript is spliced from 6 exons. Gene Ontology annotation, cellular component: cytoplasm.